AUGACUAAAGGUCCCCCCGCUGUGUCAGUGUCACUUGCCAGUGCGAACUUCUCCCGCAUGAGGAGGGGUCGCUAUGUCUCGAGACAACGUUGCUCAGCCGCGCCUCAUUUUUUGUCUUCCUUCUUCGCAGCAACAGCAACAGCAACAGCAACAACAACAACAACAUCUCGACUUUCAUCUCAAACCCGGCUGAUCGUGAUGGCCGACUCGUCCUCCAAUCUUUCCUCGCCGCCUGCGAAUUCUGACCUCGCCGUUUUGGUUGACCGUAUCUUCCGUGAAGUGUUCACUCAGCUCGGCGAAAUCAAAACUCAGCUCGACACAAUGAACGGCCGUCUUGAUACUCUCGAGGCCACUGUUCGCGACCAUGGCCAGCACUCGGCCCGUAUUGAUCGACGUCUUACUAGCGCGCGACCUCUACAACAACCAAUUUCCGUGCUAGACUCCUCAACAGCGGAGCUUGUGAGCCUAGUUCGGUUCUCACCCCUCUGGUCAAUCCAGCGACUGGCGAGAACAUCCCCGAUUUCCCCCGCACCUAUGGCGAGGUCCAGCGACUUCACGCUCGUGAGCUCGGUGCCCUUCUGCAAGCCCUCAACCUGCGCGGUGCUAGAAACGCUGAGCAGAAGCGAGGUGACUUCUUGCGCGAGAUUGGCGCUACCCAGGUUCGGGUUACGCGCCGUUAGUGUUUUUCCCAGGUUAUCGCAUUCUGGAAUGGAGUUUGGUGUAAUCGGUUCAUGA
Molecule: messenger RNA, 735 nt
Organism: Fusarium mangiferae
Lineage: Eukaryota; Fungi; Ascomycota; Sordariomycetes; Hypocreales; Nectriaceae
Exons: 4
Coding region: 1-735 (244 amino acids)
Source: RefSeq, a predicted model, not a curated record